AGUCUCCUCUCAGCCAACUGCCCUUCCCCUUCUCACCUGCAUCCCUUUCCACUCUCUCACCUGCAUCCCUUUCCACUCUCUCACCUGCAUCCCUUUCCACUCUCUCACCUGCAUCCCUUUCCACUCUCUCACCUGCAUCCCUUUCCACUCUCUCACCUGCAUCCCUUUCCACUCUCUCACCUGCAUCCCUUUCCACUCUCUCACCUGCAUCCCUUUCCACUCUCUCACCUGCAUCCCUUUCCACUCUCUCACCUGCAUCCCUCUCCACUCUCUCACCUGCAUCCCUCUCCACUCUCUCACCUGCAUCCCUUUCCACUCUCUCACCUGCAUCCCUCUCCACUCUCUCACCUGCAUCCCUCUCCACUCUCUCACCUGUCCGCCCCCUUCCACAUGGUACACGAAUCGCCCACAUCCAGGCAAUUUGUGA
Molecule: messenger RNA, 427 nt
Organism: Closterium sp. Yama58-4
Lineage: Eukaryota; Viridiplantae; Streptophyta; Zygnematophyceae; Desmidiales; Closteriaceae
Source: the annotation of a GenBank genome assembly